Molecule: messenger RNA, 4701 nt
Organism: Rosa chinensis
Lineage: Eukaryota; Viridiplantae; Streptophyta; Magnoliopsida; Rosales; Rosaceae
Exons: 27
Coding region: 205-4221 (1338 amino acids)
Source: RefSeq, a predicted model, not a curated record
CAACCUCUCCCUCAAUCCAGCCAAUUCCUCUCCCUCUCUCUCUGAUUUUACAGAACCCAAAAUAAACAAAACAAAAGCAGCAGCCCGCCUCGCUAUUUCGCAUUCACCGCCUCCCUUUGAUUUCUCCACAUAUCUGAUGCCAUAUCUCUCUCUCCCACCAGAAAACCCCUUUUCAAAACCCUAAAAUUUGAAAUUGAGCCAAUCAUGGCCGGAGGAGGAGCCCUUAACACCCAAGCACUCUCUCUCCUCGCCGCGGUCAACAACCACGGCGAUUUGGCCGUCAAGCUCUCGUCUCUAAAGCAGGCCAAGGAUUUGCUCUUGUCCAUCGACCCCUCUUCUGCCGCCGAGCUCUUCCCCUACUUGGUCGAGCUCCAGUCUUCCCCUGAAACCCUCGUCCGCUUAUCGCUUAUCGAGGUAAUCGAGGAGAUUGGCUUGAGAGCAAUGGAGGAGUCAUCUGUACUGAUGUCUGUCCUUUUGGCAUUUUUGAGAGAUAGUGAUUCUAUUGUUGCGAGGCAAUCUAUAGUUAGUGGCACAAAUGUCUUUGUUAGUGUUUUGGAGGAGAUGACAUUGCAGUUUCACCGGAGGGGUAAAAUCGAGAUAUGGCUUGAAGAACUUUGGUCGUGGAUGGCUAAGUUCAAGGAUGCCAUAUUCACCAUUGCAGUACAGCCUGGUUCUGCUGGAACAAAGUUGCUUGCGUUGAAAUUUUUGGAAACAUAUGUUUUGCUAUUCACAUCAGACACCAGUGAUUCUGAAAAACCUACCGCAGAAGAUGCUGCAGGAUGUAGAAGGGGUUUUAAUAUUUCGUGGCUGGUUGGUGGACACCCUAUUCUUGACUCAUACAUGCUCAUGUCAGAAGCAAAUAAAGCUCUUGGAAUUCUAUUAAAUUUGUUGCAGUCAGCUGGUAGUCUUCAGGGUUCCUUGACAAUUGCCAUUGUCAAUUGUCUUGCAGCCAUAGCAAGAAAGAGGCCAGUUCACUAUGGCACCAUUGUUUCUGCACUAUUUGAUUUUGAUCCAAACUUCGAAUUAGUAAAAGGACGCCAUGCUGCCAGUAUCCAGUAUUCUUUAAGAACUGCCUUUUUGGGAUUCCUUCGGUGUACUAGCCCAGUGAUUGUAGAGUCAAGAGAUAGAUUGAUUAGGGCCCUACGCUCUAUGAAUGCUGGGGAUGCUGCUGAUCAAGUAAUCCGCCAAGUUGAUAAAAUGCUAAAAAACAAUGAGAGGGCUUUGCGUGAUUCUCGGUCGGGAAAGGAUGAUCAACUAUCAAGCCAACUGCCUGUUUCAGGGGACCUGGUAAGAAAAAGACCUUCACCUCUUGAUGUUGAAGAGUCAGCAAAUGGUCAUGAGAUACCUUCCAAGCGAAGUCGUUAUGUUCAUGAAGCCUAUUCAGCAUUGCCAGUUCAAAAGAAUGAUUCUGGGUGGGAUACCACUUCUGUCAACGGAGUGUCCUCUGACCUUCCUAUGCUAGAUGGUGAGGUGACUCCCGUGGAGCAAAUGAUUACUGUAAUUGGCGCAUUGCUUGCUGAAGGAGAAAGAGGUGCUGAAUCACUUGAAAUUCUUGUUUCGACAAUCCAUCCUGAUCUGUUGGCCGAUAUUGUAAUAACUAAUAUGAGGCACUUGCCGAAGAUGCCGCCACCCUUGGCAAGGCCAGGGUUGCCAGUUGCUCGGCAGAUAGGUUCUUUAAGUAGUUCGGCACAAGUUGUUUCAGGGUCUCCAACAUCAUCUGUGCAGUCUCCAGUUUUGGCUGCCCAAAUGUCUUUUUCUUCAGCAACUGUAAACAUUUUAUCAGGUGCUGAUACUUCCAAUGUGAAUAAUGUUCCUGAUUCCAAGCGAGAUCCACGAAGGGAUCCCCGUCGCCUGGAUCCACGGUGUAUAGCAGUUUCUGCUGAACUGGCAUCCUCACCCACAGUAGAGGAUACUGAUGCUAUGCAAUCUGACAUUGAUGGUUCAAUUUCCUUGAGUAAGCUUAAUUCGCUUCCUGUUGUGACCACUGUUGAAUCUACUUUAGUAACUCCCAAGCCCAAAACAGAAAGUGAUGAUACGAUUUUGGAUAGUCAAUUGGUUUCUGGAACUGGCCAACCAACUCCCAAGGAGGAGGUUCUGGAUGGACCUGUGGAAGAUGACCCAAAUUUGAAGGUCAAUGUAUCUUCAGAUCUAACAGAUUCUCGUGUGCAAAUUGAAGGGGACCUUGACACAAUGCCAUUGUCAGAUGUUGAAGUAAAAGAUGAAGAUUAUACCACAUCUUUUCUAGAUUCUGAUCAGCAUUCUCCUGCUCUUUCAAACACAUCUGCAUCUGAAGAUAUAUGUCAGGAUCUGCCUGAGGUUCCCAUAUAUAUUGAGUUGACCCAAGAGCAGGAGCAAAGACUAGGGCAUUUGGCUGUUGAGCGAAUUAUUCAAUCAUACAAGCAUUUGCAUGGAACAGAUUAUAGUCAGAUGCGCUUGGCAUUACUUGCUCGAUUGGUUGCUCAGAUUGAUGCGGAUGAUGAAAUUAUUGUGAUGCUGCAUAAACAUAUAGUUGUGGAUUACCAACAGAAAAAGGGGCAUGAGCUAGUAUUGCAUAUCUUGUACCAUCUGGAGGCUCUGGCUGUGUCCGAUUCAGUUGAUAGUUCCACAUUUGCUGUUAUGUAUGAAAAGUUCCUCCUGGCAGUGGCUAAGUGUUUGCUGGAGUCCUUUCCAGCCUCGGACAAGUCAUUUAGUAGACUUCUUGGAGAAGUUCCAGUCCUUCCUGACUCCACUUUGAAACUACUAGAUGAUCUCUGCUAUUCUGAUGUUAUUGAUCAACAUGGAAAAGAUGUUCGGGACAUUGAGCGUGUCACUCAGGGCCUUGGUGCUGUCUGGAGUUUAAUUUUAGGGCGGCCACAUUAUCGGCAAAGCUGCUUAGAUAUCACUUUGAAGUGUGCUGUUCAUUCACAAGAUGACAUCCGAACCAAAGCUAUCCGACUGGUGGCAAACAAACUCUAUCAGUUGAAUUACAUAUCAGAAGUUAUUGAAAAAUUUGCGACAGAUAUGUUGCUGUCUGCUGUUGAACAGCCUCUGUCGGGUAUAGAGCAUUCACCAUCUGAGUCCACUGGGCAAAGAACUGUUGGAAAGUUUGGAAGCCAAGAAACAUCAGUUAGUCAUUUUCAAAAUUUGGAGUCCGGAAAUUCUGAAAAUGAUUCCACAACGAAGGACCAACCAGUGUCAACAAUGUCAAUUCCUGAAGUUCAGCGACUCAUUUCUUUGUUUUUUGCUUUAUGUACAAAGAAACCUAGCCUUAUUCAACUUGUAUUUAAUACUUAUGGGUGUGCCCCAAAAGCUGUAAAGCAGGCUUUUGAUCGCCAUAUCCCUGUUCUUAUAAGGGCCCUAGGGUCGUCAAAUUCAGAAUUGCUUCAUAUUAUAUCUGAUCCUCCACAAGGAAGUGAAAACCUUUUGAUGUUGGUGUUGCAACAAUUGACUCAAGAGACAACACCGUCGUCUGAUCUGAUAGGCACUGUUAAACAUUUGUAUGAAACUAAAUUAAAGGAUGUCACAAUUCUCAUUCCAAUGCUGUCUUCACUUGCUAAAAAUGAGGUUUUACCUAUAUUCCCUCGGCUUGUUGCUCUUCCAUUAGAAAAGUUCCAGACUGCACUUGCUCACAUACUUCAGGGAUCAGCUCAUACAGGUCCAGCUUUGACACCUGCAGAAGUAUUGGUUUCCAUCCACAGUAUUGUUCCUGAGAAAGAUGGCCUCACUCUUAAGAAGAUAACAGAUGCUUGCUCAGCCUGUUUUGAGCAGCGCACAGUUUUCACGCAGCAGGUCUUGGCAAAGGCUUUGAAUCAGAUGGUUGAUCAAACUCCUAUUCCUCUUCUUUUUAUGAGAACAGUUAUUCAGGCAAUUGAUGCUUUUCCUUCAUUGGUUGAUUUUGUUAUGGAAAUACUUUCCAAACUUGUAAGGAAACAGGUUUGGAGAAUGCCAAAGCUUUGGGUAGGGUUCUUGAAAUGUGCUUCUCAAACCCAGCCACAUUCUUUCCAUGUAUUGUUACAGUUACCACCCCCGCAACUUGAUAGUGCCUUGAACAAGUAUACUAAUGUCAAAGGUCCCCUUGCUGCAUAUGCUGGCCAGGCUAGUAUAAAAGCUUCACUUUCUAGACCAACACUUGCAGUUCUUGGUCUUACAAAUGAACCGCAUUUGCACCAAUCGCAUUUGUCGUCACCACCGUUUCACCCUACAGAUGCAACUUCAUCAGUUAAUGGAGCAACACCAUCAUGAUAGCUUGAGAGCGUUGGAAGUCGGCAACUUUACCAGCGAUGUAUAGUAGAAACUGGGUCAUCGGAUAACUCUGAGAGCCAUUUGGGGAAGAUAUAAACUAACCACGUAAAUGGCAACUGAUCACUGGGGGUUUUUGACUGUUGAUCAGUGCAACCUGAGAUAAAUUUCAGUCCAGUGGGCAUAUAGAAUCAUCAGUUCUUCAGGAUUAUUAUCAAAGUUCGAAGAGAUGCACCUGCGCACCCCCCAUUCUCUCAGCUGCUGACAAAUGUGUAACAUAAAUGUGUUGUUCUAUUUGAUUCUAUACUGUAUCCGUGUAAAUUUUGGUUAUACUUAAUAUCAGGUCAGGAGUUUUAUUUUUGGGUAGUUAGCUACUGAAAGCAAGAAAGCACUCUGCUCGAGGUCAUUUACUGACGCCUGUAAAUUAUAGUUGUAUUUUUGUAGCUCAUAUUUUUGUUUACUUCUUUGCCACUGUGGAUACUA